UCAUAGUAAUGCCUGGCAUCAUUCCGCCACCUAAACUAAAGUGUCAAAUAGCGAGCUACUAACCUAAGGUGGCGGAACAUUCUAAACAUUGGCCGGCCUAUUGCCCCGGGACUCGUGAAGUUCAAUCCUCCCGUCAAGUUACAUUGAAUAUCUUCCAUGGUAACUAUGAUAUUUCCCCCAGUUCCCUUCGUGAAUACUGAGUAAAACUGUAGCACUAUCCCCGCCGGCCACCUUCGUUGACGUGUUCGUGCAUCAACUUACAGAGUCCAAAGACCUGCGCUACUACUAUUGCUAAGAAAAGAUAAUUCUGUGGCCUUGAGAAUCAUGACGAGCAAUUUGGAUAUUCAAGUUUCCUCCUUGGCUGCCGGCUUCUCGAUAGGCUUUGGUAUAUUGACAGUUUGGGAGGCCGUAAAACAAACACGUCGAAAUCGAAAUCCCCUCCGUAGCACAUAUAUUUACAUGCUUUGGGGGGAGAUCGUAGCAAAUUUAGCUAUUCUUAUUGUUGGUUACCUUUGGAUCGAUGGACAUUUCGGAGACAGCCCGACUGUACUACUUUUAUUUUUUAUAUUGUUUUUCUGGGUGUUCGAAAUUCAGUUACUGAUGCAAAUCAUCAUAAAUCGAAUUGCGGUUAUUGCAGAGCGUCAAGACACUAUAUGGAAGCUCAAAUACGGGACUGCUAUCAUCAUCACAGCUAUCAACGUCGCAGUUUUCUGCAUUUUUAUUCCAUCUCACCUUGUCCCUCCCGUAAGCCAGCUGUACGUUGAUAUUAACAAGUACUGGGAUAGAACUUCCAAGUGUCUUAUCCUUCUCGUUGACGCCACCCUCAAUUAUUACUUCUCACGGACAGUUAGAAAGCGGCUUGUUGAACAGCAUGGCUUGGUCAAGUACGCUCCUCUGGCCAAAUUUAACGAUAAGCUCAUGGUCCUCUCGGUUCUUAUGGAUGUCAUGCUCAUUUGUUUAAUGUCCCUCCCGAACUCAAUCGUCUUCGUUCAAUUCCAUCCUGUCGCGUAUAUGGUGAAACUCAAUAUCGAAAUGUCUAUGGCUACCUUAAUUACUAGAGUCGCUCGAGAUGCGGGAAUAAGAGACGAAGAGAACGACGCCUCUCUUUCAUACUCAAAUAAUCGAAGCCAAGUUGGACGAUCAAAUAUCCACCAUAGCCAUAACGAUGCCGUACUGAUGAACACAUACCACACAACAACCGUAGAGGGCCGAGGAUCAGAAGAGGACUUCGAAGGUAUGAAUAAUAUGAACGGAAUCCAUAGAAGAGUCGAUGUUCGGAUAGAAAGCAUAUCGAACUCGGAGACUGCGUCUAACCACGAACUGGACAAAGUAGGAGGGAGAUCCUUCGACAGAGUUGAGGAUGAGAUAUCAUUGACUAAUCAUCCCGGACACCCAAGGCGUGCCUAAUAAGUAGAUAGCUCGUCGGAUCCUCUUUAGGUCAAGCGGCUUACCUCACGCAUUUCUUUCUGUAUUGUUUACUCCGGAUCCUCGUAACAUAAGGAGAAACGACGGGAACAUGACACAUGCUCAUUUGCUAAUGAUAAAUGUAGCAAGAGGAUGGGAUAAAACGGACAGCGUCCGGCUUUUUCUUUUUUGUUUCAUUUCAUGGUAUAUACUUCGAUGUGAAAUAUUGUAGAAACCCGAUAUUUCACUCACUACACACACGUUAACAAGCUUAAUUAAAAAAUGAUACCCCCAGGCAAAUAAUAAUGAUUAAACGGAGAUGUGUGCCGAAAUAUCCGAAUAGUUGACUUAAGUGUUGAGAAUGAGGUAGCUUUCACGAAGAAUGACACUCUACUUAAGACUUGAAAACCCACGCAUUAAAUCGAUAUCUAUACCUUACAUAGGGGAAUUAGCUGGGAUAGACGAAAGUUAAAUACUACCAUCAUCUUCCAACUCCU
Daldinia decipiens is the source of this 1901-nucleotide messenger RNA. RefSeq lists its product as uncharacterized. The record is from RefSeq and is a predicted model, not a curated record. The transcript is spliced from 5 exons. Lineage: Eukaryota; Fungi; Ascomycota; Sordariomycetes; Xylariales; Hypoxylaceae. Bases 325 to 1407 code for a protein of 360 amino acids.